This is a messenger RNA of Marchantia polymorpha subsp. ruderalis, 2581 nucleotides long. The record is from the annotation of a GenBank genome assembly. Lineage: Eukaryota; Viridiplantae; Streptophyta; Marchantiopsida; Marchantiales; Marchantiaceae.
GAAGGCAAGGGAAGAAGGAACGAGAAGAGAGGAGAAGCCACAUCAGAAGCAGAAAAAGAGCCAGGGGCCUGGCGAAGCAGCAGAAAGCCUACGACUGCGUGCGUGCCCUUUCCUUCCUUCCUUCCUUCCUUUCUUUCUUUCUUCCUGUUUGUUCGUUGCUGUCAGGUUGCGUUUCCACCUUCUCCUUCUCCCUCGAAGGACCCAGACGUUCCAAUUGGUUGUUGUGCAUUCUAUGUCGAUCUCCAGCUCCGCUACAUUCCCCGGCGCCGCGCUGGUGUUGCUGCAUCUGUGUCCUUGAUAGCAUUGAUCCUCUUUCCCCGUUCCUCCUCUCAGAUCAUCUCGAAUUUCGUCUAGGUUGGGAUAUUAGGAAUGGCAGCCGAGGCGAAAGCUAAAGGAAAUGCCGCAUUUUCAGCAGGCAGAUUUGGAGACGCCAUAGAGCACUUUUCAGAGGCCAUUACUCAUGCACCAGAGAAUCAUGUUCUCUACUCCAACCGUUCGGCCGCUUUCGCUUCCCUUCAGAAAUAUGAAGAUGCUCUUAAGGAUGCAGAGAAGACUGUUGAGCUGAAACCCGACUGGGGAAAAGGAUAUAGUAGACUUGGAGCCGCCUUCGUUGGCCUUGGGAAGCACGAAGACGCAGUUGGUGCUUACCAGAGGGGUUUAGAGCUUGACCCUAAUAACGGAGCACUGAAAUCCGCUCUUGCUGAUGCUCGAGCAGCAGCUACAAGGGCAUCGCGAACACCUCCUGUAGGCGCCGGGUCUCCAUUCGGCAACAUUUUUCAGGGUCCGGAUGUUUGGGUUAAAAUCCAGAAUGAUCCCACAGCAAAGUCAUACCUGGCGCAACCAGACUUCGUGAAAAUGCUCCAAGACGUACAGAGAAGCCCCAGUAACCUUAAUCGGUACAUCAGUGAUCCUCGAAUGAUGCACGUUCUGGGAGUCCUCCUCGGGGUUAAUAUUCAAACCCCUUCAGCGGAGGAUAUGGAGACGAUGAGGUCGGAAGAUGAGCCUGAAGUAGUCCAGCAGACACCCAGGUCACCUCCAAAACCGGCAGAAGUAAAGAGAGAACCUGAGCCCAAGAAAGAACCCGAGCCAGAGCCAAUGGAUAUCCCCGACGAAGAAAAGGAGAAGAGGGAGAGAAAGGCCCAGGCUUUGAAGGAGAAAGAAUUGGGUAAUGAGUUUUACAAGAAGAAGCUAUUUGAUGAGGCUGUCUCCCACUACACUAAAGCCCUGGAGUUAUACGACGAAGACAUAUCAUUUUUGACGAACAGAGCCGCUGUGUAUUUGGAAAUGGGCCAGUACGAAAACUGCAUCAAGGAUUGUGACAAGGCGGUUGAACGAGGUCGAGAAGUCCACGCAGACUACAAAAUGAUUUCAAGGGCUUUGACGAGGAAAGGAACAGCGUAUGUAAAGCUGGCAAAAUGUUCAAAAGACUACGACAUAGCUAUUGAAGCUUUCAAUAAGGCAUUAACAGAGCAUCGGAAUCCUGACACUUUGAAAAGACUGAACGAUGCUGAGAGAACGAAGAAAGAGUUAGAACAACAAGAAUACUAUGAUCCCAAGUUGGCCGACGAGGAGAGGGAGAAAGGGAACGACUUCUUCAAGAAGGCUGACUACCCCGUAGCUAUUAAGCAUUACACUGAAGCCCUAAAGAGAAAUCCAACAGAUGUCAAGGCUUUCAGCAACAGAGCUGCGUGCUAUACCAAGCUAGGAGCACUGCCUGAAGGACUGAAGGAUGCAAACAAGUGCAUCGAAAUUGAUGAAAAGUUUGUGAAAGGAUACUCUAGGAAAGGAACUAUUCAAUUUUUCAUGAAGGAGUAUGACAAGGCUUUGGAAACGUAUCAGAUUGGUCUUAAGCACGAACCGGAGAACCAGGAACUGCUGGAUGGCGCUCGGAGAUGCAUUGAUCAAAUCAAUAAGACCAACAGAGGUGACAUUAGCGCAGAGGACUUAAAGGAGAGACAGGCCAAGGCCAUGCAAGAUCCAGAAAUUCAAGGAAUCCUUUCAGAUCCUAUCAUGCGCCAGGUUCUGACCGAUUUCCAAGAGAAUCCCAAGGCUGCACAAGAGCAUAUGAAGAACCCUAUGGUAAUGGGAAAGAUUCAAAAGCUCGUGAACGCGGGCAUUGUUCAAGUGCGUUGACCUUAGAAACAAAGGUCAUACUCGGCCUGUUUGCGCACAUGUUCAGGAGAUGGUUUUCCUUAGCCUUAUUCUGUAGAUUUACUUCAAAGAGUUUUCAUGCGUGAUCGUACACCUCUUUCACUUGUUGCAAGUGAUGGGCUCUUUUCAGUUUUCAAGAGCAGAGUUGUUGUAAGUGGAAAAGUGGGGACUGAAGAUAUAUUUUGAGAAUCCCAUGUAAACUGCCACCGUAUCUCAGCACCUAUCUGUGGAGUAUCACUUCCAUCCAGAAAUCUGAUCUUGGAUGUAGUCGUUGAGGCACUCUGUCACCCACAACCAGCUGGGACAUGACUGUUUUUAGUAUGAUCAUGGUUGGAGGUGAAAUUGUGAGCACGAAGUUCUCGUUUCAAUUGAUUCCCUGUAAAGAUGGGAAUUUAUCCCUGAAAAAUGUUUUCCAUCAUCCAGAGUCCAG